Molecule: messenger RNA, 4429 nt
Organism: Dermatophagoides pteronyssinus (European house dust mite)
Lineage: Eukaryota; Metazoa; Arthropoda; Arachnida; Sarcoptiformes; Pyroglyphidae
Biological process (GO): regulation of transcription by RNA polymerase II
Molecular function (GO): protein binding; DNA-binding transcription factor activity, RNA polymerase II-specific; RNA polymerase II cis-regulatory region sequence-specific DNA binding
Source: RefSeq, a predicted model, not a curated record
UUCAAUCAAUCAAUCAAUUGAUUAAUCAAUUGCAUUUGCUCAUUACACACACAUUCUUGUUUUUUGUGUUCUGUGUUUUUCUUUUCUGUCAACGUGCUUGAUUGAUGUGUAAAAAAAUAAAAUGAUGUGUAUGGUAUUUGUGUAACCGAUCCAACCAACAACAAACGAAAUAUUCAUACAUUCCAUUCAUUCCGUUCAUUUUCUUUCAAUAUAAUCAUCAUCAAAAAAAAAUCUUCCAUUUUGAAAUUUGAAUAAAGAAAACUUGUUGAAUAUUCCAUUGAUUUUUCGAUCAACAGUGAUAUAAUCAGCAGAUUGUGUGGGUCCAAUCUUUUAUUCCAAAACAAAAACGAAUCUUCCAAAAUAAUAAUAAUAACGAAAACGAAACACUCCAAAAAUAAACAAACAAACAAACAAAAAAACGAUUCCAAAUGCAUACAUCGUCAUUAAGUUUAACAACAACAGUAGCACCACAAAUGGAUACUUCAUUGGAAUCCAAAUUUUCGGCUGCAUUUGAGCAGCAUAUUUCCUGUUCAACAACAACAACAACAACUGGAUUAUUCAAUAAAAAUUCAUUAUGUAAUGGUGGUGGUGGUAUUGGUCAAUCAUCAAUGCCAACAACUAAUAAAUCAAGACAUUUACCAUUAAAUCAAUCAACAUCAAAAUCAAACAAUGAUCAAAAUAAUAAUAAUGGUGAAAAAACUGUUAGUUUUCGUAAAGGAAAUGAUCUUGAAUCAUUUGAAUCAUUAAGUUCAUUAUUGGCUAAUGGUUUAUUUACUGAUUUGGUUAUAUGUUGUCCGGGGAAAAUGUUUAAAUGUCAUCGUGUUGUGAUGGCAGCCGCAUCACUUUAUAUACGUGAUGCAUUAAGUUCAUUUUAUAAUAAUAAUAAUGAUAUUAUAUCAUUAGGUGGUUCUUCCGGUAAUGGUAGUAAUAAUAGUAAUAGUAUAGGUGGUGGUGGCUGUAAUAAUUGUAAUACAGUUAUGAUAUUACCAACCGAAAUAAAAAUGACCGAUAUGGAAGCUAUAUUAAGAUUUAUUUAUGAUGGUCAUGUUGAUGUAAAAGUUGAUUCAAUUGAAUCAUUUUUACGUUCAGCACGUUUGCUCAAUAUAAAAGGUUUAUCCAAUGUUAAUAUUGUAUUCAAUAAUAAUGGUACGACAACAACAACAACAACCUCUUCAACAACAAAAUCAACAAAUGAUGAUUCUAUUAGUGAUAGUGGUAUUGAAGUGAUUUCUGGAUUACCACCACCACCAUCAUCAUCAUCAAUAACCGGAAAAAAUAAUGGAUUUCCAAUGAAAACAAAUUCUGCAAUAGCAGCGGCAGCUGCCGCUGCUGCAGCCGCUAAUCUAUUGAAUGGUCAUUCACCACCCCCAUCACCACCACCACCAUCAACAACAAUGAUGAUGAAUUCAUCAUUGGCAUCAUUGAAAGCAAUGACCACACCGAAUCAACAUCAUCAUUCGAAUCAUCAUCAUAAUGAAAAUCGUAAUAAUAAUCAUCAUCAUCAACAUAAUCAAUCAUCAUUAUCGAAUGGUGGUAGUAAUCAUAAUCAUCAUAAUCAUCAUUUAAAUAAAUUUUUAAAUGGAAUGGGCAAUCAUUUAUUAUUAAGUCAAUAUCGUAAUAAUUUAGUCGUACCAUCAAUUAAUAAUAAUAAACAAUUACAACAACAUUUACAUCAUCAACAACAACUACAACGAGAUCAAUCGCAAUCAUUACGUAAUCACGAAUCAACGAUAUUAGGAUCGACAACAACAACAUCAACAGCAACAACAACACCACCAACAACUAAUCAAAUACCAGCUCAUCAAAGUAGUACACCGAAAAGUAUAUAUAAUAAUGGUCAAGCAGCAGCAGCAGCUGCUGCUGCAUUUGCAUUAUUUAAUAAUAAUAUUGUUCCACCACCACCAUCAUCAUCAAUUAAUAAUCGUUUUGAUUCAUCAUCAUCCGGUAUUGUUGGAAUUGGUGGUGGUAGUAGACGUAAACAAAAAUAUCCAACCAAUAUACAUUCAACACAAGCACAGGCUGCAUUAGCAUCAUUUGCAUUAGAUCAAGUAUUACCACCAUUAUAUAAUCAAUAUUUAAAUAUAAAUUCUGAAGAUGAUGAUGAUGAUGAUGAUGAUAUUGAUGAAAAUGAUGAUAAUAAUGAUAAACGUUUAAUUAUAAAAGAUGAUAGUUCAAAUGAUUGCAAUAGUAAUAUUGGUGAUAAUAUGUCAACAACAAGUAUUGAUUCAAAACAACAACAACAAUCAUUACCAUUUGGAUCGAUUGUACCAUCAUCAUUUGCACCACAAAUUCCAUGUAUGAUUGAAGUUGAAGCUGAUCCAACAAUAAUACCAUCAUUUUCUGAUUAUAAUGAUCAAUCACCUUUAUCAUCAUCAUUACAACCACCACAUCAACAACAACAAUCAACAACAACAUCACAAUCAACAUCAUCAUCACAACAAAAAAGAAGACGUACAUUUAAACCACCAUAUUCAACAGGUAGUUCAACAACAAGUGGUGAACAUCAUAAUAAUAAUAAUAGUAAUAAACGAAUGAAAUUACCGUAUUCAAGAACGUCCGGUAAUAAUGUCAAUAAUAAUAAUAAUAAUAAUGUUUCAGUUGCACUUAACAAUAGUAUUGAUGUAUCAAUAAAACCAUCAUCACCAUCGAUGCAUCAUCAUCAUCAUAAUAAUAAUUCAAAUCCACCAACAUCACCGGCUACAACAGUGGACAUUGUACCAUCUUCAUCAUCGAAAAAACAUCAUAAUAAUAAUAGUGUUCGUUCAUCAAGUGUACCAUCUAGUGAAAAAUCUCAACAACAACAACAAUUAUUUUCAACAUUUUCACCAUCGAUUAAAACAACACCACCAAAUCAACAUCAUCAUCAUCCACAAGCAUCAUCACCAUCAUCAUCAACAUCAUCUGCUUCAGCAUCCGGCGGUGGCAUUAGUGCUGCAGCAGCCGGUGGUAGUUGGGUAGGAAGUAAAUGGAAAUGUGACAUUUGUAAUAAAUAUUAUGGUAAUAAACAAACAUUAAAAGAACAUAUGGAUUAUUUUCAUUCAAAUCGUGAAGAACAAAUUUAUAUUUGUAAUAUUUGCAAUAAAGAAUAUACAUGGCGUAAAUCAUUAAUGAAACAUUAUCGUGAUAUACAUCAGAUGCGUAAUACACCAGCAUUGGCCGAAAUCAAUAGACAAUUAGCUGCAUUAGCUAGUGCAAAAAUGCGUACAGCAAUGGCUAAUAUGCCGAUGGGUGGAUCAGGAACAGGAGGAACAUCACCAGGAACACCUGGUUCAGCUGAAGCAGCAGCAGCAUUACAAUCAUAUGUAUCGAUUGCAAAUUUUAAUAAUAAUAAUAAUAAUCGUAAAUCAUCAGGUCAUCAUCAUUCAUCAUCAAAAGGUUCAAGUGAUGCAACAAGUGAAAAAUCAAAUAAAAGUGAAUCCGAAAUGGAUAAUGAUAAUACAAAUGAUGCAUUAGGUGUUAAUGAUGAUAUGGAUGAUUAUGGUAAUGAUGAUUUAGAAGAAAUGGAUGGAUCAGUUACAACUGAUGCUGAUCUACCUGAUGGUGAUACAAUGUCAGCAAAUAAUGAUAAUGAAUCAAUGAUAAUGAAUAAUCAAUUAGAAUCAUCUUCAUUAACAAAUAAUGAUAAUGAUGAUGAUAAUGGUGUUGAUGAUAAUAAUGAUUAUAAUGAUAAUGAACAACAACAACAUAAUUCAAAUCAAAAAAACAAUGAUGAACAAAUGAAUAAUAAUAAAUCUAAUGGUGAUUCAUCAUCACCACCACCUCCAUCAUCCAAAAUGAUCAAUGAUGAAAAAGAUUCAACAACAACAACAACAACAAAUUUGGAAAAUCAUAGUAGUCCUGCAUCAUCAUCAUCACAUCAUAGUGUUUGAAAAAAAAAACAUUCGACCCAAAUAUAAAUCUAACCAAAAUGAAUCUCUUUUAAUAAUUAUUAUUUUGUUUCAAUUCUGCAUAUAUUCUAAAUGAUGAUUGGUUUCUUUAAUUCCAUUUCAAAAAAACACACACUAUUUACACACAUCAAACAUAAAUAAUUAUUCCUGUAUCAUUCUACGGAUUUCACUUUUAUUUUUGUUUUUGUUUUUCCAAAUGAUAAUGAUAUCCGUUUAUAAAUUUUUUGUUCAUUCUUUUCUUUUCUGUCUCAAAUAUUUUAUAUAUAAACAGAUAAAACAUCCACCUGAAAACACACAAACAAACAAUUUUUUUUUCUAUUUAAUCUACACAUUCUUUUUUUUGUUGUUGUUGUCCCCAUUUGUUUCCAUUUUCUACCCUUUUUAUGUGUGUGUUCGUACAUUGAUUGAUCCAUAAAGUUAGUUUCAAAAAGAAAAAAAAAUGUUUCUUUUUUUUUGCUUUAAUUUAUUGUUUUUUGUUUCGAAGAAAAAGAUUGGUAAAAUUAUCAUUGAUAUCAUCAUAUGAGAUAAAUGCGCAUGUCAUG